This is a messenger RNA of Sesamum indicum (sesame), 1366 nucleotides long. RefSeq names its product cinnamyl alcohol dehydrogenase 2. Gene Ontology annotation, molecular function: oxidoreductase activity, acting on the CH-OH group of donors, NAD or NADP as acceptor; zinc ion binding. The record is from RefSeq and is a predicted model, not a curated record. NCBI's taxonomy places the organism in Eukaryota, Viridiplantae, Streptophyta, Magnoliopsida, Lamiales, Pedaliaceae.
AAACGUUGGAAUCCCAACUCAUAUAUUAGCGGUUAGUGUGCAGGAAACCACUCCAGGGGUGAAACUUAUCUAGUAAUUAUGGCGACUUCACUUGAAACAGAGCACCCCGUGAAGGCUCAUGCAUGGGCUGCUAAAGACCCGUCUGGAAUUUUUGCUCCGCUCAAGUUCUCAAGAAGGGCUACUGGUGAGCGUGAUGUGCAAUUCAGAGUUCUUUAUUGUGGUAUCUGCCAUUCUGAUCUUCACUUGGCCAAGAAUCAAUGGGGUUUCACCAUUUAUCCUUUGAUUCCUGGACAUGAGAUUGUGGGAGUAGUAACUGAGGUAGGGAGCAAGGUGGAGAAAUUCAGAAUAGGGGACAAAGUGGGAGUUGGAUGCUUGGUCGGAUCUUGUCGCCAGUGUGACGAGUGUACUAACAAUCAAGAGAGUUACUGCCCCAAACAAAUACUCACAAUCAGUUCUCGUUACUAUGAUGGUUCCCCAACAUAUGGAGGUUUCUCAAACAUCAUGGUUGCUGACGAGCAUUUUGUCAUUCGUUGGCCCGACAACUUGCCCCUUGACACAGGUGCUCCUCUCUUAUGUGCCGGAAUCACAACUUACAGCCCGUUGAGGAACUUUGGACUCGACACGCCAGGUGUGAACGUUGGGGUCGUUGGUCUUGGUGGGAUUGGGCAUCUCACGGUGAAAUUCGCUAAGGCCUUUGGGAGUAGGGUGACCGUCAUUAGUACGUCUGCUAGUAAGAAGGAAGAAGCAAUUGGUAAAUUUGGCGCCGAUGAGUUUGUGGUUAGCCAUGACGAAGAGCAGAUGCAGGCUGCUGCUGGAACAUUGGAUGGUAUCAUCGAUACCGCCUCUGGCAAUCACUCCCUUCUACCAUUAGUAAAUCUGUUGAAGCCCCACGGCAAGCUUAUCUUGGUUGGUGCUCCUGAAAAGCUCGAGGUGCCUGUUUUUCCCCUGCUUAUAGGUGGUAAGUCGAUUGUCGGGACUGCCAAUGGAGGAGUAAAAGAGGUACAAGAUAUGGUCGAAUUUGCAGCAGAGCACAACAUACUGCCAGACGUGGAGGUAAUCCCGUUUGACUAUGUGAACACGGCCAUGGAGCGACUUGAGAAGAAUGAUGUGAAGUACCGAUUCGUUAUUGAUGUCGGUAAUUCUUUGAAGGCUGACUAAGAUUAUCAUUGUGAAUUUGUUAUGUUGUCCUUCCUUUGCUGCCGGUUUACUUACUGGCUGAAUAUGUUUGUCCUGGCGAAUUGCUAUCAUGAUCGUUCCUCUACUGUUGUUUUUGCUUAUUGAAUCUAGUAAAAGAUGAGGAUGGUUAUUAGCUUCUUCUGGGGAAUAUGCAAUUUUCAGAACAGGAAUGAACUACUUUUCUGUGUUU